AUGUUGGAUCUUCCACACGAUUUCCCCGUGUUCCCGAUAGGCCAGCUUCUCUCCACGCUUCAGCGAAGCCACUUCCCUCGGAAGGCCAAUGCCGUCUUCAACUCCGAGCACCCGUUCAGUAUAAAUAAGAUGAUGUGGGCCCUUGAAACACUAGGAGCUCUCGUGAUCCUGGCGCCGUUGGCCAAUGCUUUCAUUCGGUUACCCUGCUCUAACCUCGUAACUCAGAGGUUCGACCCCUUCGACCUUGCCAUGGACCCUGAUGUGGAUAUAGGGGAAACUGCGACCUGCACCACCUGUAGGUUCAAAGAGGAUAAAUCGAACUACUGGACGGCUGUCAUGUAUUUCAAACACCCGAAUGGGAGUUACUUCAGGGUGCCCCAAAUGGCGAACCACAAUACUGGACCAGGUCUUCAGGCUGGAGGGAUGACCGUCUAUUACUUCCAGCCUGUUCCUCCCACUCGAAACCUUACCAUUGUCCCAUUCGCCAAGGGCUUCCGCAUGCUAGUCGGAAACCCUAUGCGUAGAACCAACGACAUUCCGUCCCACUUGACGGAGGCUCGGGCGACCACUUUCCGAUGCUUCCAAGGUAGCGAUCCCGGCAGCAUCGGCGCACCCGGGGGUGACGAGGACUCGUUCGAGUUCCCGGAUAGGCCAUGCACAGGGGGUAUUCGAUCAAACAUCUACUUCCCUCAAUGCUGGAAUGGCGUCGACCUUGAUCCUCCUGAUCAUCAGAGCCACGUCGCACACCCGAUCGGCGGUUUCUUUGGUACCGACUGCCCCGACAGCCACCCAGUUCGUCUACCAUUGCUAUUCAUCGAAAUCGUGUGGGACACCCGUCCUUUCAACGAUCCAUCCUUCUGGGAAAAUGGUCAACCUUUCGUUUUCAGUAUGGGCGAUCCCACCGGUUAUGGACAACACGCCGAUUAUGUCUUCGGAUGGGAAGGGGACUCCCUCAAACGCGCGAUGGAUGUCUGCACUUCGUUCGAUGGCAUCCCAGCAAACUGUCCUGCACUUACAAUUCAAGACAUGGACACCAUGAACAACUGCAGGCUCCCAGUCAAGGUUCCUGAGCCUGUCGAGGAUGUUUAUCUCGAUGCCCUCCCUGGGUGCAACCCCAUCCAGGCCGGACCUGAACCCGCCACUAUGGUACCGAGCUGCGAUGCCGUUUCAACCACAGUGGACGCGCCCAUGCCUACUGCCUCGCCGAACGUGGUGAUUCCUCCUUGGCCCGUAUGCUGGGACGGUCCUGGUGAAGACCCGUCUGGCUUGACGCCCAAGUGUGACCCUCCGAAGUCCCCGAAGAGGUCGCUGCCACGGAGAGGUCUCGAGGCGAGGGUUACCCCUGCUCCCCUGUAA
Molecule: messenger RNA, 1356 nt
Organism: Coprinopsis cinerea okayama7#130
Lineage: Eukaryota; Fungi; Basidiomycota; Agaricomycetes; Agaricales; Psathyrellaceae
Exons: 9
Coding region: 1-1356 (451 amino acids)
Source: RefSeq, a predicted model, not a curated record